This is a messenger RNA of Actinia tenebrosa (Australian red waratah sea anemone), 2964 nucleotides long. RefSeq names its product SNF2 related chromatin remodeling annealing helicase 1. Gene Ontology annotation, molecular function: ATP binding. Lineage: Eukaryota; Metazoa; Cnidaria; Anthozoa; Actiniaria; Actiniidae. Gene Ontology annotation, biological process: replication fork processing; DNA repair. The record is from RefSeq and is a predicted model, not a curated record. Gene Ontology annotation, cellular component: nuclear replication fork.
UUUCGAGUUACUUUUUCUCAGGAAGUCGCAGGAAGAGAAAAAAUGAACUUUUACUUUUGAUUAUUAUUGAUUGAUGACUGCUGCUUGAGAUGAAAUCAUGAGUGGGAAUCUUACAGACGAGCAGCGUCGAAAAAUCGAUGAAAAUCGUCGCAAAGCCUUGGAAAAAAGGGCAGCUCGUCUCAAUCAGUCAAAACAACCCUACAACUCUACGCUGACACUGAGCAAAAAUCUCGUUAAUACCGACUCUUUUGGCUCUUCCUCCUCGCAUUCAAUAGCCCGUCAAUCAAACUCUACAAAGCAAACUUUCCUGGACAGUAAAGAUGCCAGUUUUGAUGCAGCAAGACCAUUUCCUCGUCAGGUCUCGGAGUCUUCAUUCAUUGAGUCAAAGCUCACAUCAGCAACAACACAAUUGCAAAAUGGGAAUGAAACGUCGACAACACAAACUACAAGCAUACAAGACUUUGUUUCUAAAUUCGCAAGGCCUGGUAGUUCAAAGAGCACUUUUUCUAAAAGUGACAAAGGAAAAGUAGAAAAUUCUUCUUUGACUAACAAGGGGCCAGAGCAGACCAAAGGAAAUGAUAAAGUCUGUGGUGCGCCUGGUCUUGGAACAAUGAAAGAUGUAAAAGUUGUAAAAGGAACUUGUAUACUUGUUAGCAAAACGAGGUUUGCAGUCAAGGUUGGGUACCAUGCACAGCUAAUAGGACUGUUCAAGACAAUACCUAGUCGAAAUUAUGAUCAAUCAACUACAACAUGGAAUUUUGCUUUGGAAGACUACAAAAGCUUUAUGACUGCAGCCAGGUCCCUACAGCCAAAUGUUUACAUAGAAGGCCUACCGAAAACAGUUUUGUCAGUAUUCACCAAGACAACGCCAGGAACACUCAAGGAGCUAUCCACACAGGACAUUAAUUUAAACUCUGUUGAUUCAAAAUUGGUAUCCUCCUUAAUGCCAUUCCAGAAACAAGGAGUGAGUUUUUGUAUCCGUCAUGAUGGCCGUGCACUUAUAGCUGAUGAUAUGGGUCUAGGAAAGACUAUUCAAGCAAUUUGCAUUGCAAGUUACUAUCGUAAGGAGUGGCCUCUUUUAGUUAUUACACCUUCUUCUGUGAGAAUAACAUGGCAACAGGCAAUCAUAAGAUGGCUGCCCUCAGUUAAUCCACAAUAUAUUAAUGUGGUAUUAACAGGCAAGGACAAACCUACAUCUGGUCUUGUCAACAUCAUUAGCUAUGAUUUGCUGUCCAAGUUUACAGAACAGUUAAAGGCCAAUCCUCCAAGAGUUAUCAUUGCUGAUGAAAGUCACUUUAUCAAGAAUUACAAAGCAGCAAGAACGAAGGUUGCAUUACCUCUUAUCAAGGCAGCCACACGUGUCCUCCUUCUAUCUGGUACACCAGCACUGUCUCGCCCUAUGGAACUGCACACCCAAAUCAGUGCUGUUAAACCCAGUUUAUUUCCAAAUUUUCAUGAGUUUGGCCUACGCUACUGUGGUGCAAUGCAGAACCGUUGGGGAUGGGACUAUUCAGGAUCGUCCAACAUGGAGGAACUGCAGCUGAUACUUGAAGAGACUAUAAUGAUUAGACGAAUGAAAACAGAAGUGUUAUCUGAACUUCCUUCUAAACGACGUCAAAUGGUUCUUCUUGAUCCGUCGUUAAUAAAGACGAAACCACUAGAGAGAGCUGCUAGACAAGUGGCCCAUGCAAAGGAAAAAGAUCAACAUGGCGCUCUUCUGAAUUACUUUUAUGAAACGUGCGCUUCAAAAUUGCCAGCAGUCAGGGAGUAUGUUUUAGAUCUCUUGGAGGGUGGUCACAAGCUGUUAGUGUUUGCCCAUCAUAAAGAUAUGUUGGACGCCAUUAGUACCAGUCUGACUGCAAAGAAAUACAAGUUCAUUAGAAUCGAUGGCAGUACACCGUCAUCCAAGCGACAACUUCUGUGCGAUACGUUUCAGAAGGAAAAAGACGUGCUUGUUGCUGUCUUGUCAAUCACUGCAGCUAACACAGGUCUGACAUUAACAGAAGGUAGUGCGGUCGUCUUUGCAGAAUUAUUCUGGAACCCUGGGGCAUUGGUUCAAGCUGAAGACCGUGUUUACAGGAUUGGUCAGAAAAACUCCGUCAAUAUUCAUUACCUCGUUGCUAAAGCGACAGCUGAUGACUUUCUCUGGCCUCUUAUUCAAAACAAACUUCAAGUACUCAAUAAGGCGGGGCUGAGUGGAGAUGACUUUUCUAAUGCAGAUAUGAUGACCUUUAAGGACCCCAAACAAAAAACCUUGUUCUCUUGCUUCGAAUCUUUGAUCGAGGAGAACGCAGAAAUUGACUCCGCUUUGUCUGAUGCUCUCGACCAAGAAACAUCACGUGCAGCACUGUCUACUGAUGCAGUGACAACGGAUUCCAUGGCAACGACUUCGGCCACCGAUGACAGUUCCAAAAAGACAGACGAUCGUGGACGACCUGUACAGCGGAUUUCUUCAAAUGAAGCUAAGUCAAAUUUAUCCGAAGAAAGUUCAAAGAUUAAAACAAUUGAGAAUACUGAAGACGAAGAGGAUCUUGGUUUCAGUUGGUUUAAUAGUUUCGAUGAUGAUGAGUGUUUACUAGAGAGUGAGUUGUUGUGUGAACAGACCUCAGAGAGCACGCUCUCUGGUGUUAUUGGUAAGAGUAAGAAACCAAGUAUUUCUGUGUGUGGUGAUGAUGAGGUUGAGCCGUCUCCGAAACGAUCAAAGAGAUAAUGUUGGGCUAUGCAAUGUGAAUAUGAAACGAUAAUGACUAGUUUGACUAUGGAUAUAUAUGGGAUUCGUUAUUCUUGUUGGUAAAACGUCUGAUGUAUCACUAGAUGGUUAAGUUUUUUCACUAUUCAAGCGAUAAGAGAUAAUUAACGGUGAAAUGAAAUUGAGAAACAAUGGUCUAGUUUAUUGUCUUUCUCUCCUCUCCUCCUCUCUUCCUCUCCACCUUUCCUCUCCUUUCCUCUCCUUUCCUCUCCUUU